Tarenaya hassleriana is the source of this 552-nucleotide messenger RNA. Its product is annotated as em-like protein GEA6. The record is from RefSeq and is a predicted model, not a curated record. Bases 87 to 338 code for a protein of 83 amino acids. The transcript has 2 exons. Gene Ontology annotation, cellular component: cytosol. Lineage: Eukaryota; Viridiplantae; Streptophyta; Magnoliopsida; Brassicales; Cleomaceae. Gene Ontology annotation, biological process: response to abscisic acid.
CGUCGUUACACAUCGCUCGUUUCACAGUUGCAUAUAGCGACAACGCUCUCUUCACACACAGAUACACACACAUAUAUCUAGAUAUAAUGGCGACUCAACAAGAGAGACAAGAGCUGGACGAGAGGGCGAGGAAGGGAGAGACUGUCGUCCCCGGCGGCACCGGCGGCAAAAGCCUCGAAGCUCAGGAGCAUCUCGCCGAAGGGAGGAGCCGAGGAGGGCAGACGAGGAAGGAGCAGCUGGGAACGGAGGGGUACCAGGAGAUGGGACACAAAGGCGGCCUCAGCACGGGAGACAAGCCCCGUGAGGGCGAGGACGUCGAAAUCAGUCCCAAGACCUAACCCUUAAGUUGGAUCCACACUCGACGUGUAUGAAGCAUAUAUAUGUCUUCAUGAAUAAUGUCUUUAAUUACGUGGUUUGGGGUCUUUCCUUUGAAUGUUCUUGUCUUGUCUUCGUGUACUUAUAGUUGCCUUUAAGUCUUUCGUUUUGUAUUUCGCAACAUCCGAUGUAAUGUCUUAUGAACAAAUGAUCUUUCAAGAACGGAAGAUUCGAGUA